Messenger RNA from Elephantulus edwardii (Cape elephant shrew), 483 nucleotides. RefSeq names its product phospholipase A2, group X (gene PLA2G10). The transcript is spliced from 4 exons. The record is from RefSeq and is a predicted model, not a curated record. Gene Ontology annotation, molecular function: calcium ion binding; phospholipid binding. Lineage: Eukaryota; Metazoa; Chordata; Mammalia; Macroscelidea; Macroscelididae. The coding region runs from base 1 to 483 and encodes 160 amino acids. Gene Ontology annotation, biological process: arachidonate secretion; phospholipid metabolic process; lipid catabolic process.
AUGGGUCCACUGCAUCUGUGCUUGCUGGCCAUGCAUCUCCUGCUGUCGCUGCUGUCGGACCUGGGACCUGGAUCAGGCGCCGUCUUCAGGAAGUCACACGUGCACCGGCGUGGGCUCCUGGAGCUGGCGGGGACUCUACAGUGUGCCCACACCCGGGGAGCCUUGGCCUACAUUAGCUAUGGCUGCCACUGUGGCCUGGGUGGCCAUGGCCAACCUCGGGAUUCUGCAGACAGGUGCUGCCACAUCCAUGACUGCUGCUAUGGACUUGCCGAGGAGGCUGGCUGCCGGCCCAAGCUGCACCGUUACUCCUGGGCAUGUGUCAAUGGUCAGGUGGUGUGCGGACCCACGGAGGACAAAUGCCAGGAACUCAUAUGCAAGUGUGACCAGGAGGCUGCUCACUGCUUAGCCCAAGCCGAGUACAACCUAAAGCACCUCUUCUACCCCUCCUUCUUAUGUGAGAGGGACUCGCCCAAGUGUGACUGA